Messenger RNA from Camelus dromedarius (Arabian camel), 5867 nucleotides. It is a transcript of the gene SEC24C, whose product is annotated as SEC24 homolog C, COPII coat complex component. Gene Ontology annotation, cellular component: COPII vesicle coat; endoplasmic reticulum exit site. Lineage: Eukaryota; Metazoa; Chordata; Mammalia; Artiodactyla; Camelidae. Gene Ontology annotation, molecular function: zinc ion binding; SNARE binding. Gene Ontology annotation, biological process: endoplasmic reticulum to Golgi vesicle-mediated transport; intracellular protein transport; COPII-coated vesicle cargo loading. The transcript has 25 exons. The record is from RefSeq and is a predicted model, not a curated record. The coding region runs from base 1495 to 4767 and encodes 1090 amino acids.
UCCUUAGAUCAAAGAAGUAAAAAUGAAGAAUGAGUAAUUCACAGGGAUCUCUUCCCUAGCUUCCCCUUCAGUAAUCUCAAGAAAAAACUGUAAACAAACUGUGUGAACAAGUUAGCAUCUAAAGAAAGAUCACAAGAGGUCCACAAAUCUGCAUGAAGUAGGGGAUGGCAACAAUGACUCUGACCCCCAUCUCAAUGAUUAGCUGAGAUUAUAUCUCUUUUUCUUUUUAAAAACUUUCAUGGCUGAGCAGAACCUUCAGAGUUCGUUUUGGGGGGACAUGAGUCCACCUUUUCCCUAGACUGUCAGCAUUCUGAUCGAAAGCAGCUUUCCUUUCCACCAACAAUUGCCUCUCAGUAUUGAUUUUCAAGUGGUGAGCAGCCAGACCUGAGGUCGGUAACAAGGCUAGGCAUAUUUUAAGAGCUCAGGAGCCACAUGUGGCUGGUGACUACAGUAUUGAACACGGAAGCUCUAGGCCCUAUACUAGGGAAUGCCUUAUCUAGUGACUUUAGGGGAAUAGUAUUAUGGGCUUGUGGUUUAUGUAAAAGAAACCUUUGAAGUUGCUAACUCAAAUGGCUACAGAGUCUAGGUGAGUAACAAGAGAUGACCUGGUGUAAAACAAUAGAUGAUAGUAGGGACUAGGACCCACUGGAGGGUGCAAGCUUCUAUCUAAAAGGGAGCUUUACUGCAACCACUAUGGAAAACAGUAUGGAAAUUCCUCAAAAAUUUAAAAAUAGAUGGGGGGAGGGUAUAGCUCAAGUGGCAGAGUGCAUGCUUAGCAUGCGUGAGGUCCUGGGUUCAAUCCUCAGUACUUCCUCUAAUAAAUAAGCCUAAUUACCUCCCCAACCAAAAAAAUUAAAAAUAGAACUACCAUAUGGUCCAGCAAUUCUAUUCCUGAGUAUUUAUCUGAAGAAAACAAAACACUGGUUAGAAAAGAUGUAUGCACCCCUGUGUUCAUUGCAGCAUUAUUUACAAUAGGCAAGACAUGGAAGCAACCUAAUUGUCUAUCAACUGAUGAAUGGAAAAAGAAGAUGUGGUAUAUACAUACAAUGGAAUACUACCCAGCCAUAAAAAAGAAUUAAAUAUUGCCAUUUGCAGCAACAUGGAUGGACCUAGAGAUUAUCAUACUAAGUGAGCCCACUCUAGAGUUUGCUACAGCUUUCGUGGACAGAUCCUGUACAAGCCCACAGCUUCCUACAUCAAACACCUGAGUGUAUCUCCUUGCCUGAAAGUGACAGCAGAGUUAACAUUUACAGUAGCAAUCUGCAACCAGUGACAGAUGGGAUCUGGUGGCUAAAUACUCCAGUUUCUACCCUGCUCAGUGAAGCAAUUCUGAGACGUGGCAGAAGGAGUGGCUCUGGAGCGUGGGGGAGGAACUUCCGGGGGCGACGCGCCGGCCCCCUCGGAACCGGAAGUGGAGCCUGGAUCGUUGACGCUAGGAACGAAGUCGAACCUGGAUCUGGAGCCGGGUGAGACCAAGUCGGGGAUGCUCUCAUAAUGAACGUUAACCAGUCAGCUCCACCUGUGCCGCCAUUUGGGCAGCCCCAGCCUGUCUACCCAGGGUAUCAUCAAUCCAGUUAUGGUGGGCAACCAGGAUCCACAGCCGCCCCCACUCCUUAUGGAGCCUACAAUGGCCCAGUACCAGGCUAUCAGCAAACCCCUCCCCCGGGUAUGUCAAGAGCCCCACCUUCUUCAGGGGCACCUCCAGCCUCGACAGCACAAGCCCCUGGUGGCCAGGCUGCAUAUGGCCAGUUUGGCCAAGGAGAUGUACAGAAUGGGCCAAGCUCCACUGUUCAGAUGCAGAGGCUCCCUGGGUCUCAGCCAUUUGGGUCAGCCCCAUUGGUCCCUGUGGUCAGCCAGCCAGCUGUGCUUCAGCCCUAUGGCCCUCCCCCGACAAGUGCACAGGUGACUGCUCAGCUGGCUGGAAUGCACAUCAGUGGUGCUGUGGCCCCAGUCCCUCCCACUUCGGGGCUGGGCUAUGGCCCACCAACAUCGCUGGCCUCAGCCUCAGGAAGUUUCCCCAACUCUGGUCUGUAUGGCUCCUAUCCUCAGGGCCAGGCCCAGGGUCAUCCUGGGGCCCAGCCUCCCCAGCGAUCUGUCCUACCACAGGCCUCCAGCUUCACACCCUCAGCUUCCGGGGGUCCUCGGAUGCCUUCCAUGACUGGUCCACUCCUGCCUGGACAGAGUUUUGGGGGGCCCCCAGUGAGCCAGCCCAACCAUAUUUCCUCACCUCCUCCUCAAGCUCUGACCCCUGGCACCCAGAUGUCUGGGCCGCCAGGACCACCACCACCUAUGCACUCCUCCCAGCAGCCAGGCUAUCAGCUGCAGCAAAAUGGUUCCUUUGGACCAGCCCGGGGCCCUCAGCCCAAUUAUGGAAGUCCCUACCCAGGAACAGCCACUUUUGGCAGUCAGCCCGGGCCUCCUCAACCUCUGCCUCCUAAGCGCCUGGACCCUGAUGCCAUCCCGAGCCCUAUUCAGGUUAUCGAGGAUGACAGGAACAACCGGGGUUCAGAGCCAUUUAUUACUGGAGUACGGGGCCAGGUGCCACCCUUAGUCACCACCAACUUCCUGGUGAAAGACCAAGGGAAUGCGAGUCCCCGCUACAUCCGAUGCACAUCCUAUAAUAUCCCUUGCACAUCUGACAUGGCUAAACAGGCUCAGGUGCCUCUGGCAGCUGUCAUCAAGCCGUUGGCAAGGCUGCCCCCAGAGGAGGCUUCACCAUAUGUCGUCGACCACGGGGAAUCUGGCCCUUUGCGCUGCAAUCGCUGCAAAGCAUAUAUGUGCCCCUUCAUGCAGUUCAUUGAGGGCGGGAGGCGCUUCCAGUGCUGCUUUUGCAGCUGUAUCAACGAUGUUCCCCCCCAGUAUUUUCAACAUCUGGAUCAUACCGGCAAACGUGUGGAUGCUUAUGACCGUCCUGAGCUAUCCUUGGGCUCUUAUGAAUUCUUGGCCACUGUAGAUUACUGCAAGAACAAUAAGUUCCCCAGCCCUCCUGCCUUCAUCUUCAUGAUCGACGUCUCCUACAAUGCCAUCAGGAGUGGUCUUGUUAGGCUCCUCUGUGAGGAGCUCAAGUCACUGUUAGACUUUCUGCCUAGGGAGGGCGGGGCCGAAGAGUCAGCAGUCCGAGUUGGCUUUGUCACCUAUAAUAAGGUGCUGCACUUCUACAAUGUGAAGAGCUCAUUGGCCCAGCCACAGAUGAUGGUUGUAUCUGAUGUGGGCGACAUGUUUGUGCCACUGCUGGAUGGCUUCCUGGUCAAUGUCAAUGAGUCUCGGACAGUCAUCACCAGCUUACUGGAUCAGAUUCCAGAAAUGUUUGCAGACACAAGGGAGACGGAGACAGUAUUUGCCCCAGUUAUCCAGGCUGGGAUGGAGGCUCUGAAGGCUGCUGAGUGUGCAGGGAAGCUCUUUCUGUUCCACACCUCCCUGCCCAUUGCAGAGGCCCCAGGGAAGCUGAAGAACAGAGACGACAGGAAGUUGAUCAACACAGACAAGGAGAAGACUCUGUUCCAGCCUCAGACAGGUGCCUAUCAGACUCUGGCCAAAGAGUGUGUGGCCCAAGGCUGCUGCGUAGACCUCUUCCUCUUCCCUAACCAGUAUGUGGAUGUGGCCACACUGUCUGUUGUACCCCAGCUGACUGGUGGCUCUGUCUACAAAUACGCUUGCUUUCAGGUGGAGAAUGACCAGGAACGGUUCCUCAGUGACCUGCGUCGGGAUGUCCAGAAGGUUGUUGGCUUUGAUGCUGUGAUGCGAGUCCGGACAAGCACUGGUAUACGUGCUGUAGAUUUCUUUGGGGCUUUCUACAUGAGCAACACAACAGAUGUGGAGCUGGCUGGGCUGGAUGGGGACAAAACGGUGACUGUGGAGUUCAAGCAUGACGACCGGCUCAAUGAAGAGAGUGGAGCCCUCCUGCAGUGUGCCCUGCUCUACACCAGUUGUGCGGGGCAGCGACGGCUCCGCAUCCACAACCUGGCCCUCAACUGCUGCACUCAGCUAGCUGAUCUGUAUCGAAACUGUGAGACUGACACGCUCAUCAACUACAUGGCCAAGUUUGCGUACCGGGGGGUCCUGAACAGCCCAGUGAAGACUGUUCGUGACACUCUCAUCACCCAGUGUGCCCAGAUCUUGGCCUGUUACAGAAAGAACUGUGCCAGCCCCUCCUCCGCAGGACAGUUGAUCCUUCCUGAGUGCAUGAAGCUACUCCCAGUUUACCUGAACUGUGUGUUGAAGAGUGACGUCCUGCAGCCUGGAGCUGAAGUCACCACUGAUGACCGCGCUUAUGUCCGACAGCUGGUUACCUCCAUGGAUGUGGCUGAGACCAAUGUCUUCUUUUAUCCUCGGCUCCUACCAUUGACAAAGUCUCCCAUUGAGAAUACCACUGAACCACCAGCAGUUCGAGCAUCUGAAGAGCGUCUGAGCAAUGGAGAUAUAUAUUUGCUGGAGAAUGGGCUCAACCUCUUCCUCUGGGUGGGAGCAAGUGUCCAGCAGGGUGUUGUCCAGAGCCUCUUCGGCGUCUCCUCCUUCAGUCAGAUCACCAGUGGCCUGAGUGUUCUGCCAGUUCUGGAUAAUCUGCUGUCCAAGAAAGUGCGAGGCCUCAUUGAUGGUUUGAGGGCACAGAGAUCGCGGUACAUGAAGCUUAUCGUGGUGAAACAGGAGGACAAGCUGGAGAUGCUGUUCAAACACUUUCUGGUGGAAGACAAGAGCCUGAGUGGGGGAGCAUCCUAUGUGGACUUUCUCUGUCAUAUGCACAAGGAGAUUCGGCAGCUACUGAGUUAGAGCAAGUGGGUAAACAGCAUAGGGUCCAGGCCAGCUUCCAGAAAGUACCCCAGGACAGCAGAGAAAUAGGGCAGUUGCAUAUCUUGUAAGUCAUGUAAGCUGACCUCAGUCUCUUUGGGGGGGGAGGGGGAGGUAUAAGGAGACACCUUCUUUCUGGGCUCAAGUAUCCUACCACUCUGUCAUGUCCUGCUGUUGGAAGGUGCCCCUAUCCCCUCACUUUAUCCUCCUUUUCCUGCUAAUCCUGUCGUAAUGAAUGUAGUUUCUCAGUUCACUGUAUAUGAUUUGGUGUUGGGAGAUUUGGAGGCACCCAGACUCUGGCAAUAUUAUGUGUCCCUUUGGACCAGCCUCCAAGGGCAGGCAGGAAGGAGGGGGGAUCCCAGGGUUACCACAGGGGGAGGGGCUGCUAAUUCAGCUCAGUGUCAUCAACAACUUCCUAUAUUAGGGAUAAACAUACAUAUAGGUGCACAAGAGCUGGAAUGUAGACCAUAGGUAGUAGAGAGAAAAGUGGUCAGUCUUCUUGGGCCUGGAAGUCAACAGUCAAGCCAGAAUUACUGAGGGUGGUUGAUUAGAUCUCUCUCUCUGCUUCCACUGCUCUUUCUCUCUCCUUCAAUGAUUGAUCACUUGGUGGAUUAUCACAGGCACAUUAAGAGAUGAAUGAGCCUGGGAACUGAGUUGCAAAGUAUACUAAGACCUGGAAGAGGUACCAGCCUCCUUUGCAGCCGGAGAGGCCCCAACACUGGAUGGUUCUGUAGGGAGCCUGGUCAUCAACUUGCAAUACCUCACAGAGCCAGCCCACAUCCCACUCUGGGCUCCUGCUGGAAACACUGCUCUCCAAGCUGGGGGUUGUUGGGGAGAGAGGCAAAGGUGGCUGGUCUCUUCUGCCAGGACAUCACUCAGGCUUUGGUUUUGACAGAGUGGCUGACAGUUAUCUUCCAACACGACCUGGCUGGGGCAGGACAAGGGCUAGGCUUGGACGCCAUGCUUGCCUGCUCCCAGCCUGGGAUGCCCCUGCUCUGGACCUCUCAUUUCUCUUCAUUGGUUUAUUUUUCAAUGCAUCUUUAAUUUGUAAAGAAAUAAAAUAAAUUAAGAUGUAACCAGUA